Fusarium mangiferae is the source of this 3786-nucleotide messenger RNA. RefSeq lists its product as uncharacterized. Gene Ontology annotation, biological process: nucleoside metabolic process. Lineage: Eukaryota; Fungi; Ascomycota; Sordariomycetes; Hypocreales; Nectriaceae. The transcript has 3 exons. The coding region runs from base 1 to 3786 and encodes 1261 amino acids. The record is from RefSeq and is a predicted model, not a curated record. Gene Ontology annotation, molecular function: catalytic activity.
AUGGAUCCAUGGAGACCUAAUCGGCCGGAAAAGCGGGAUGACUUCGAGGUCGCUAUCAUCUGUGCUCUGACUCUUGAAGCUGACGCCGUCAUCGCUCUCUUUGACCAUGACUGGCAAGAUGAUGGUUUUUCCUACGGCAAGGCUAGAGGGGACCCUAAUGCUUAUUCAAUUGGUGCCAUUGGGCAACACAAUGUGGUAUUGGCCCAUCUACCCGGGAUGGGCAAAGUCUCUGCUGGCAACAUCGCUGCGUUUUGCCGCAUGAGCUUUCCCAAUAUCAAGCUAGCGCUACUUGUCGGUAUCUGUGGCGGCGCGCCUACUUAUAAUAAAGGCAAAAGCCGAAUACGUCUCGGCGACGCGAUCAUCAGUACCGGUAUUGUUCAAUACGACUUUGGUCGUCGGUUUCCGGAUCAAUUCGAGAUCAAGGAUAGUCUCAAUGAUAUCCCCGGAAGACCAAAUCUUGAGAUCAGAAGCCUGCUAUCAAAACUGAUGACAACGAGGGAGAACGCAAAGAGUCCGGCCACUUUCCCAGGACGAUCAAAAGAUCUACUUUUUCCAGUUGAUUACCGUCACAAACACCAAGACUCGCUGGCGUGUACGUUAUGUGCAUCGUGCCACCAGGAAACAGAUCCAAUUUGCGACAUAGCCCUCACCUCAAGCUGCGAACAGAUACGAUGCGACACGAGCCAGUGUUUGCAAAGAGAUAAUGAGGAGGGAGAGGAACUUCACCCAUUUGUCCAUUUUGGUACAUUCGCGUCAGGGGAUACGGUAAUGAAGUCUGGCAAAGAUCGUGAUCAUAUCACGAAGCAGACGCAGGCUUUGGGAUUCGAGAUGGAGAGUGUCGGCGUAUGGGAAGUCUUCCCAUGCGUCGUAAUCAAAAGUGUAUGCGAUUACGCUGACAGCCAUAAGAGCAAGGACUGGCAGCCUUAUGCUGCUGCUUGUGCAGCAUCAUAUACAAAAGGAUUCCUUAGAUACUGGGAUUCAACAAGACAUGCCGAAUCUACAUCCAAGCCUCAGCAGUUUCGGAAACGCAUUAUCAAAAGCCUCAGCUAUGUAGACAUGAACGAAAGAAGGAACAAUAUUCAAUCAGAGGCACCAUCUACGUUCAACUGGAUCUUCGAGGGAUCGGUUGAGUAUCCUGGAAAACAAGGCCCGGGCUGGCUUUCAGAUCAAGAUUACGAUACUGAUACAGAAUCGGAGCCUGAAUGGGAAACAGAAACAGCAUCGAACACCGAGUCAGAGCAAGAAGGGACCAUUGAAGCGCAUGAAGAUAAUGGAACAGGGUGGGAAACAGCGUCAGACGAGGAGUCCGGAAACGAAGAUUCCCUUGAAGAGGAUGAACAUAGUGAAGCGAGCUGGGAAACAGCAUCAGAUGAGGACUCGAGAGAAGAGGGCUUCCCUGAAGCGGACGAUGACAUGGGGGCAGACUGGGCGACAGAAUCAGUUGGUAGAUCUGAGACCAUCGAGGAUUCCACCCCAAGCCGACGACAAUGGAGACAUUGGGACAGCUUUUCCAACUGGCUGAAGUCGGAUCUGCCAGUUUACUGGAUAAGUGGUAAACCGGGCUCUGGGAAGAGCACUCUCAUGAAAUUCAUCGUAUCCGAUUCCAGGACGCUAGAUGCGCUGAAGGAAUGGAACAAGGAUGUAAUCAUCAUUGCACACUUCUUUUGGAAGCCAGGCGGUACGAUGCAGCAUUCUUUCAAGGGCUUUCUCUGUUCAUUGCUCUGUCAGAUCCUGAAGAACGACAGGAGCAUCUCAAAUAAAUCUCUCAAGAGAAUCAUUCAAGAUAAAGAUGGGAAGGAAUCACCAAGUGAUUGGGACCAACACGAGCUUCGAGAGCUUCUUUUGCACUAUCGAAAUCAUUCGUCACAGCCUAUAUGUUUCUUCAUCGACGCUCUGGACGAGAUUUCGCCGGAGCAGGAUACGCUCGAUACGCUACACGUUCUCAAAACUCUUAUCUCCCCUACUACCAAAAUAUGUGUGUCAAGCCGACCGGAGCGUCUGUUUCGACUUCGCCUCCAAGGCAAACCAGGUCUUGAGAUCCAUAAGUUGACGUGGCUGGACAUAGAGCAGUAUAGCAAGGUUUCCAUACGGGAUUCCACCCUGCUACAACCACAAGGCCUCAAUAUCCCAGAUCUAGCAGGGCGUAUAAGUGCAAUGUCUCAGGGCGUUUUCUUAUGGGCUGUGCUUGUCACGCGGUCAUUGAUUCGAGGCAUCAAUAACGGCGACUCAAUGAGGGUUAUUUAUCGACGAUUGGAUUCAACACCUCGAGACCUCAUGGACCUAUACCGGGAUAUUCUAAUGCGAUCUGCUGUUGAUCAUGACAUAUACCAUAAAUCUGCCUCUAUGAUGUUCAAUUUGGUUCUUGUCCUAAAGGGCAAACCUAUGCCAUUGUUUGAAGCCAUUUUGGCAACGGAUGAGCCAUUGUUGGAUCAAUUUGUCGUCCGGCGUAAGGGAAUACCUGCACAAAAUCUUGUAACCAAGGGCUUGCGCGUGGUGAACAACCUAGAACUUGGUUGCGCCGGGUUAUUGGGAGUUCGUUCCUCGACAAAAGACAGACCUCCUACUCUCAAAUCGAAGCCAUUACUUGCUUGGCUCAGAACAACAAUCACUUUUAUCCAUAGAAGCGCUGAAGAAUUUCUGAUUGACACGGAGGAUGGCCGCAAACUUUGGGAGUCUUGCCCAUGCUCGCAGGAAGAGCUCUUGAUUCGAAGGGCGAAAGCUAAACUUGCUUGGUAUGAACUUUAUCAGUCACUGAGUAUCGUAUCAGAAAUGAAGUCUUGUGAGCUGCCCUUUGUCUUGGAGACCUUGACCAAGUGGAUACGCGAAGCGAGCCUGCCACUCACCGUUAGCACCACUAUGUUGACCCUUGCACAGAAAAUGUAUGAGCGAGGAUCUCUAUUGACACCGGAAAUCUACCGUGAACUUCUACCCCUUCAUUCUCGCCGGGGACAGUUCUUGAUAUAUGCAGUAUCUUUUGGUCAUACUACAUUUGCGUUCAACAACUUGGCAACUUUUCCAAAUUCUGAGAGAUACGAGACUGCUUAUUAUAUCUUUUAUAAUGUUUGUGCCGAGCUUCAUCCCCCGGAUGAUGACGGAAAUAUGAUGCAUGAUCGCGGGGUAGUCAAGUUCAUGAUCGAAAACGGCUACAGUCCCAACUGGCCCGGAAGCUCAGAGACGACAACUUGCAAAUUUGGCAGCCCUUGGCUUCGAUAUCUUUUAGCACUACAGGGGGAACUUAGCGGUAGAGUGAAAGCUAUACUCACUUCGACUCAGGCACUUGCAGUCUUGGAUACUAUACGCAUGUUCCUCAAAUCUGGGGCCAGUGUCCAGUCUAGGUUCAAGAUAGUAUUCAGUUGGUGUCGAGCGCCCGAGAGAAGGCUACCUGCACAUAUUAGUCUUGAAGCUCUUUGUAUUCAUCCUUAUAAACGCUUCCCCUGUCCGGACAACUGUGGCUUCUUGAUCCUAGAGAUAAACGCCAAGGUGCUCCUGGAACCAAUACUAGUUCAAGUACACGGUGCAAUACGCCCCGUUUCCCGUUUGAGGCUUCCGGAGGCUGCCUCUCACACAAAGGCUCUUGCAUUCGGUAAUUGGAACAAGAAGGAGUAUUUCAUCGUGGAUAGAAAUUGGGUGUCAGAGUUACUUGUAGAAGGAGUAAAACUCUGGUUUCGGCACGCUACGAGGAAGGGCGAUGACACAAAGUUGAACAACACGGUUAUGGGGAUGUGUCGUUACGUUACUGGCAAAGUUGGUGAAGGUUCGUGCCGUCAAGACCCGUGGCCCUUUUAA